AUUUAGUUUGCAUCGUACGCUUCCCGAGUGUGGAACGCCUGAAAACAGUGUCUCGGAACGUCGCUCGGUCGUCGUCGUCGCGCUCGUGUCGUGGGAGGCUUCACUCGGACUCGGACACGGAGUGUAUGUGAAGGAUUUUCUUAAAUGUUUGCUGCUGUCAGUUUUCGUGAACGGGGAAGAAAAAAAUUACUGCCAAGAAGCAGCAGCUGGAUUCAGUGAACAGGAGGAAAACAAAAACGAGACAUUUUCCUCAACAGUCCAGAAGUGCAGUGGGGAAACGUGCGGUUUUUCCAGAAUAUUUACAAACCGAAACAAGAAUCCUGCUGUAAUUUGCAUCAACAUUCGUCCAUUAGUGAGAAAGUUCAUUCACGAAAAGAGUGGUGAAGUUUAGAGUGUGGUGAAAGGCCCGAAGAACAACCAAGCAGGCCGAAUGCGGAAAAACGCAAUGUGAGCAAAAAGUAACCCGAAAAUCAAUGAAAACUCAGUCAGUGCCUCCUUCGGCGAGUCUUCGUCGUUGUCGGGCGUUUUGCCAAGUGGGGCUGCCCAAAGGCGGGUGAAAAAAGGUCACACAGAAGGCUGAAUGAGACGAGAUCCUAGUGGGCCACGAAUAUUAUAUUAUCUUUAUUAUUUAACGUGUGUCAUCUGUUACUACUGGUGACUACACGACUGGUCCUGAUUGCUGCGAUUAGUGAAAAAGAGAGAGAUAGAAGAAAGUGAGUGGAUUCCCAGGGAAAAAUAGAUGCGAAUAAAUGAAUGAAUGAAUAAAGAUGGGACCGUGCAGAUAAGGAUGUUGUACGAAAACGCAGCUUUCGGUUCUUUCAGCGGAGGAAAAACUUGGGAGUCAGUCAACCACGUCCAAAAGGCACAGAAAAAUUUGCCAAGAAGCAUUUAAAGAGUAGUGCACAAGAAAAAGAGAUAAAGAUUUUGUGUGUGUUAUCAGUGCCCGUUUUUUGUGUUCUUGUGCUUUCGAUUAUUUUCUGUUUCGGUGUUUUUACGGUGGCUUCAGGGAGCAGUAAGGACUUUCUCGGAAAGUUUUCGACAAAACUACAGUGGAAAAAAGUACACCAGCAAAGUUGUCGGUGCCUCGAUGUUACGAUUUUUGGAGAGAAAAAGUCGCCUUCCUUUUAGCGAGGAUUAAUGUGCAAGCGUAAUCAGAAAGUUUGUACUCAUCACAAUCAUCAUCAACCGUAGGAACAACAUCAACUACCCAGUAGAGAUCGGAAACAGUACACGCUAAAUGCAUUCAUAGUGAGAAUGUGACUGACUUGCUGCGGAAUGUUACAGUUUAGAAAUCACGUAACGACUCACACACAAUCACACAUUUUCCAUUGUUGGUAAUAGCACUAGUGCGAUAGCGGAAAGUCGGUCGGAUUCGAAAAAAAAAAGAUUCAGAUCAAGAACAAUAGCUUCGUGCUGGAUGCUGGAAAAAUCUAAAGCGGGAAAAAAGAAUAGGAAGUCGGCUCACGAUUUCGCUCUCCGUACCUUAUAAGGCGGUGUGCUAAUGCGAGUUUAUCUUACUGAGUGUGUAUGUGUUGUUUAGAGUUUUAACAGAAAAACUAAAAUUGCGCCCGGGGCUUAGCGAAGUAGGAAACAAACACUCGUGUGCUCCAUUUUGGGACUCAACCCCCGAGAUCUCCCGAGUGUCACUAUAUCAGUAGUAAUGCCCCCAAUAUGGGCUGCCUCCUGGACGGAGUUCCGCCUUCAGCUCCACCAGAUGUGCCACCGCGUAAUCCCACAAUGAGUCGAAUGAAUGGACGCGUCACCGGUAACCCUACGGAGCUAGGCGUCGACUUCGAGCCGUCGUGUCUGGUGCGAACGCCAUCGGGCAACGUGUACAUUCCGAGCGGAAAUCUAGCAAUUAAUAACAAAGGAUCACCAAUAGACUACAAAACGGGCUCGGCCUGCUCAACGCCGACGAAGGAUACGCUCAAGAGCUACGACCGAAACUACAUGGGGCCAGUUCUGCCACCACGGAGCGCCAUGUGCAGUCCCCCAUCACACCACUACUCAGCGCCGCUCAACUUCCGGAAGGGCUUCACCUUCAACAAAUGCACGUGGAAGUGCACGGCGAUAUUAGUUAUACUAUUAAGUGUUAUACUGGUUAUAACAUUACUAUUAACAGCUUCUAAUGUGUUAAGUAUAUCAUAUCCUACCACCAACCCUUGUACAGUUCUAGUCGAUGAAAAGGCAGAAAUUUCUGCGGCCAAAAGUACGAUAGCGGACGCGAAUCGGUCACCGGCAGUGAGCAAUUUCCCUGGACGGCCCAAACCGUCCAGCAGUAGCAUCAAUCCAGCCGAUUCGCCGUCGCUGAGUUCCGCUUCCACAUCGUCCGCGACGUCAUCUUCGUCUUCAUCAGCGGCGUCCACAGCGCCGGCCAACAGCAAUAGCAAUAACGCCAAUGCCAACAAUAACAACAACAACAAUGCAGGAGGUGCACGAACAUUCCCAGCACGAAGUUUCCCACCGGAUGGAACCACCUUCGCCCAGAUAAACCUGGGCCAGCGGCUCGCCAAGGAAAUUGCCCCGUACAGCUACUGGAACAUGCAGUUCUACCAGUCGGAACCGGCCUACGUCAAGUUCGACUACGGGAUACCGCGGGGCGCCUCGAUCGGAGUGUACGCACGGCGCAAUGCACUGCCCACCCACACCCAGUACCACUUCAAGGAGGUGCUCAGCGGUUUCAACGCCCGCCAGACACGUGCCGCCAGUCAUCCGCUAAUGCGUCGGGAAGUGACCCGGUACAUGGAACCCGGCCACUGGUUCCUGUCGAUCUACAACGACGAUGGCGAUGCCCAGGAGAUUACGUUCUACGGGCUCGUGGCCGAGGAUAUGACCCAGAACUGCCCGAACGGAUGCUCCGGCAAUGGUCAGUGCCUGUUGGGGCACUGCCAGUGCAAUCCCGGUUAUGGAAGUGACGAUUGUAGUGAAAGUGUCUGUCCCGUUCUUUGCUCCCAACGAGGUGAAUACAUCAACGGCGAAUGCCAGUGCAAUCCGGGCUGGAAGGGCAAGGAAUGUUCGCUGCGGCACGACGAGUGCGAGGUCCCUGAUUGCAACGGCCAUGGGCACUGCGUCAGCGGCAAGUGUUCGUGCGUGCGCGGCUACAAGGGAAAAUUCUGCGAAGAAGUGGACUGCCCGCAUCCGACCUGCUCCGGCCAUGGGUUCUGCGCCCAGGGAACGUGCAUCUGCAAGAAAGGCUGGAAGGGUCCGGACUGUGCCACCAUGGACCAGGAUGCGCUGCAGUGUCUUCCGGAUUGUUCCGGCCACGGAAGCUUCGACUUGGACACGCAAACCUGUACCUGCGAGCCGAAGUGGAGCGGCGAGGACUGCUCGCAGGAGCUGUGCGAUCUGAACUGCGGUCAGCAUGGGCGCUGCGUGGGCGACAGCUGCACCUGUGAUCCCGGCUGGGGUGGCGAAUUUUGCAACAGCAAACUGUGCGAUCCGCGCUGCAACGAACACGGACAGUGCAAGAACGGAACCUGUCUGUGCGUGACCGGAUGGAACGGCAAACACUGCACCCUGGAAGGAUGUCCGAAUGGCUGCUCACAACAUGGCCAGUGUCACGUGAGUGGAGAACUGAUGUGGGAGUGUCGUUGCUACGAAGGCUGGGAUGGCAUUGAUUGUUCCGUACCACUCGAGCAAAACUGCGGCGAUAACAAGGAUAACGAUCGAGAUGGCCUUGUCGAUUGCGAGGACCCCGAGUGCUGCGGAAGUCACUCGUGCAAAACCAGCCAGCUCUGUGUCUCAGCUCCGAAGCCGAUCGAUGUUCUACUGCGGAAGCAACCACCCGCCAUUACGGCGUCCUUCUUCGAGCGCAUGAAGUUCCUGAUCGACGAAGGUAGCCUGCAGAACUACGCCAAACUAGAGACGUUCAACGAAAGCGUUUUUUGGAAUCAUUUUAACGCAAGUCGCUCUGCUGUGAUCCGAGGUCGUGUGGUAACGUCCCUACAGAUGGGCCUGGUGGGUGUCCGCGUAAGCACAUCGACGCCACUAGAAGGAUUCACUCUGACGCGGGACGAUGGAUGGUUUGAUUUGAUGGUCAAUGGAGGAGGAGCGAUAACGUUACAAUUUGGAAGAUCACCUUUCCGGCCACAGACGAGGAUUGUUCAAGUUCCGUGGAAUGAAGUGGUCAUCAUCGAUACCGUUAUCAUGUCCACUAUCGACGAUAAGGAAAGGACUGGACCACCCCAUACAUGUUUCUCACACGAUUACGAUUCGAUGAAGCCGGUAGUUUUGGCAACAUGGAAACAUGGAUUCCAGGGUGCCUGUCCGGAUCGAUCUGCUAUUUUAGCUGAAUCACAGGUGGUACAGGAGUCGCUAGCCAUUCCCGGAACUGGCCUCAAUUUGGUCUAUCACAGCAGCCGAGCAGCCGGAUAUUUGUCUACGAUUAAACUACAGCUUACUCCGGACAUCAUUCCUCAAACGUUGAAACUCAUUCAUCUGAGGAUUACGAUCGAAGGAAUUUUGUUCGAACGAAUUUUUGAGGCGGAUCCUGGCAUCAAAUUCACUUACCCUUGGAAUCGUUUAAAUAUCUACCGACAACGUGUCUAUGGCAUAACAACCGCCGUCGUAAAAGUUGGCUAUCAGUACACGGAUUGUAAAGAUGUCAUCUGGGAUGUCCAGACCACUAAAUUGAGUGGUCAUGAUAUGAGCAUUUCGGAAGUUGGUGGAUGGAACUUGGAUAUUCAUCAUCGGUACAACUUCCACGAGGGUAUUUUGCAAAAGGGAGAUGGUUCGAAUAUUUACUUGAAGCACAAACCACGUGUCAUUUUAACGACAAUGGGGGAUGGUCAUCAACGUCCUCUGGAAUGCAGUGAUUGCAACGGUAUUGCAUCCAAACAACGCCUUUUGGCUCCGGUCGCCUUGGCCGCUGCACCAGAUGGUAGUCUGUAUGUUGGUGACUUCAACUACAUCCGAAGAAUUAUGAUCGAUGGAACAGUUAAAACCGUUGUUAAAUUGAACGCCACUCGAGUUUCGUACCGCUAUCAUAUGGCACUGAGCCCUCUGGAUGGUUCACUGUACAUUUCUGACCCUGAAUCUCAUCAAAUCAUCAAAGUUAGGAACAAGGACGACUCACAUGAUCCCGAACACAACUGGGAACCCGUGGUCGGUAGCGGAGAACGUUGCCUUCCAGGAGAUGAAGCUCAUUGCGGAGAUGGUGGCAUGGCACGUGAUGCCAAGUUGGCUUACCCGAAGGGAGUAGCUAUCUCAUCGGAUAAUGUGCUCUACUUUGCUGACGGUACCAAUAUUCGAAUGGUAGAUCGCGACGGAAUCAUUAGCACACUCAUUGGUAAUCACAUGCACAAAUCCCACUGGAAACCUGUCCCAUGUGAGGGAACCCUCAAGAUUGAAGAAAUGCACCUUCGUUGGCCAACCGAACUAACCAUCAACCCGUUGGACGAUACGCUACACAUCAUCGAUGAUCACAUGAUCCUACGCAUGACUCCGGACGGCCGAGUUCGAGUGAUCGCUGGAAGACCUCUACACUGCGCGUCAGCCGCACCAACCACGAUCGAUUCCGAUCUUGCUGCUCAUACAUCCCUGGUUAUGCCUCAAAGUAUCGCAUUUGCACCCACCGGUGAUCUUUACGUAGCCGAAAGUGAUUCGCAGCGUAUCAACCGAAUCCGAGUUAUCGGAACCGAUGGCAAAGUCGCUGCCUACGCCGGCGCCGAAUCCAAAUGCAACUGUCUGGAGCGAGGAUGCGAUUGCUACGAGGCCGACCAUUACUUAGCUAUUAGUGCCAAAUUUAACACCAUUUCAGCCAUCACAGUUACACCCGAUGGUCACGUACACAUUGCCGAUCAAGCCAACUAUCGCAUUCGAUCGGUUAUCUCAAGUCUUCCCGAAGCCGGUACUUCCAAGGAGUACGAAAUCUAUGCUCCAAACUCGCAAGAGAUUUACGUAUUCAACCGAUUUGGCCAACACAUCGCAACUAAGAAUAUUAUGACUGGAGAGACGACCUACAGUUUCCUGUACAACGUCAACACUUCGAACGGAAAACUGAGCACAGUCACUGAUGCCGCUGGAAACAAAGUAUUCCUGCUGCGUGAUUACACAUCUCAAGUCAACUCGAUAGAAAAUACUAUGGGACAAAAAUGCCGCCUACGAAUGACCCGAAUGAAGAUGCUGCAUGAGAUCAGCACCCCGGAUAACUACAAUGUCACCUUCGAUUAUCAUGGUCCAACUGGUUUGCUCAAAACCAAGCUGGAUUCAACGGGACGCUCGUACGUGUACAACUACGAUGAAUUUGGACGCCUUACUUCAGCCGUUACUCCAACUGGUAAGCAGAUCGACCUCACUUUUGACCUUAGCGUUAAGGGUGCUACUGUUAAAGUAACGGAAAAUUCACAACGUGAAGUGUCUAUGUUGAUACAAGGAUCAUCGGUGGUCUCACGUGCUGGAGAAGCUGCAACCAAAACUACAGUACUGGUUGAUGGAGGAACCACCAGCGUCAGUCCGUGGGGAAAUACCGUAUCGGUUGAAUCUGUACCUUACAUCUUGUUGGCCGAAAUCGAUCCUUUGCUUGGGGAAAGCUAUCCGGUACCAUCAAAACAACGCACCGAAAUCAAUGGGGAUCUUUCAAAUCGAUUCGAGUGGAGAUAUUUCAUUCGUCACGUACCAGUGCGAGGCAAAAAUUCUCGAGCCAUUACUCAAGUCGGCAGGAAACUUCGUGUCAAUGGAGAGAACCUGCUGACAUUUGAAUAUGAGAAGGAUAGCUCUUCAAUCACGGUUUCGGUGGAUGAUAAAACUGAUCUGCUGAAUGUAACCUACGACAAAUCUUCACGUCCAAUUGCGUAUAGACCUCAAUCCGGUGAGUAUGCCGAUGUUGAUUUGGAGUACGAUCGUUUCGGACGUUUGAUUUCAUGGAAGUGGGGUAACCUAAAGGAAGAGUACACUUUCGAUCGGGCUGGUCGACUGAAUGAGAUCAAAUAUGGAGACGGUAGUUCGAUGGUGUAUGCCUUCAAGGAUACGUUCAGUAGCCUCCCGUUGAAGGUAACAACACCUCGCCGGUCGGAUUAUCUGUUGCAGUAUGACGAUGCCGGAGCUUUGCAAUCGUUAACAACUCCACGCGGUCACAUCCAUGCUUUCUCGCUGCAGACUUCACUAGGAUUCUUCAAGUAUCAGUACUUCUCACCCAUCAAUCGCCAUCCGUUCGAGAUUCUCUACAAUGAUGAUGGACAGAUACUGGCAAAGAUUCACCCGCAUCAAUCCGGAAAAGUAGCAUUCGUGUAUGAUAACGCAGGAAGAUUGGAGACUAUUCUUGCUGGACUUUCUUCAACACAAUACACAUACCAGGAGAGUACGGGUCUGGUUAAAAUGGUUGAAGUACUCGAGCCAGGUUUUGAGCUAAGAAGAGAGUUUAAGUACCACGCAGGAGUGAUGAAGGAUGAAAAGUUGAAAUUCGGAUCGAAGAGUGCUUUGGCAUCAGCUCAUUUCAAGUACCAAUACGAUGGCAAUGCGAGGUUAAGCGGAAUCGAAAUGGAUAUCGACGGAAAGGACUUGCCGAUUAUGCGAUUUAAGUAUGGUCAGAGUUUAGGAACUUUGGAUGCCAUCAGUGAUCUUAGGAUUACGAGAAACGCUUUCAACAGAACUGUGGUUCAAGAUACGUCGAAACAAUUCUUUACGAUUACUGAUUUCGAUGAACAUGGUCGAGUUAAGAGCGUGCUGAUCAAUAUCAAAUCAUUCGAUGUGUACCGGUUGGAGUUGGACUAUGACCUGAGGAACAGGAUCAAGACACACAAGGUAAUGGUAGGCCGUGUUACAUCGCUGGAUAAAGUCAACUACAAUGCUGAUGGUCUCGUUAGCGAAGUUGUGGGAACCAAUAGCUGGAAAUACCUGUACGAUGAAAAUGGUAAUAUUAUCGGAAUUAUGGAGCAGGGUGACAAAACGAAUCUCGGAUACGAUACGGGCGAUCGAGUCGUUCAGAUUGGAGAUGUGGAGUUCAACAGCUACGAUGCUCGAGGCUAUGUGGUUCGUCGAGGAGAGCAAAAGUAUCGUUAUAACAACCGAGGUCAGCUAAUUCAUGCUAUGGAACGCGAUCGGUUCCAGACAUGGUACUUCUACGACGAUAUGGGCCGACUGGUAGCUAGCCACGAUGAAAAGGGUAAUGUAACGCAGUACUUCUACGCCAACAUCAACGCACCUGAGCUCAUCACUCAUGUUCAUUACCCGAAAGUAUCAAAGACGUUUAGAUUCCUGUACGAUGAUCGCGAUAUGUUAGUUGCGGUGGAAACCGGCGAACAACGCUACUACGCUGCAACUGACCAAAAUGGCUCUCCGAUUGCAUUCUUCGACAUCAACGGAAAUAUAGUGAAAGAAGUUCGACGAACGCCGUUCGGUAAAAUCGUUAAAGAUUCCAAUCCGGACUUUUUCAUGCCUAUCGAUUUCCAUGGCGGAUUGUUGGAUCCUAAUACUCGUCUGGUGUACAUGGAGAAGCGAUUGUACGAUACAUCAGUGGGCCAAUGGAUGACCCCGUCCUGGGAACAGCUGGCUACAGAAAUGCGUCUGCCAACGGAUGUGUUUAUCUAUCGUUUCCAUAACAAUGAUCCCAUCAAUCGAAAGGAACCGAUGAACUACAUGAAUGAUCUGAAGUCCUGGUUGAGGUUGUUCGGUUACGAUAUGACCAAAAUGCAAGGAUCCAAAUACACGAAGGAUAUGAUCUACCGACCGAAGGCGAUGAUCAAGUCACCACAGCUAGCACCCGAUUUCGGUGUCAUGUCCGGAUUGCAAUGCAUCGUUGAAAAGGUUGACGAAAAGUUCUCGGACUUUGGCUUCGUUCCAAAACCGCUGCUGAAGAUGGAACUGAAGACCCGGAAUCUGCUGCCUCGAGUAUCCUAUCGCCGCGGCGUGUUUGGCGAAGGUGUUCUCAUAUCACGCAUUGAUGGUCGUGCUUUGGUUAGUGUGGUCGAUGGAUCAAACAGCGUUGUCCAGGAUGUGGUUUCAUCGGUCUUCAACAGCUCCUACUUCUUGGAUCUUCACUUCAGCAUCCACGAUCAGGACGUGUUCUACUUUGUGAAGGAUAACAUAAUGAAGCUGCGAGAUGACACCGAAGAGCUGCGCCGUUUGGGAGGUAUGUUCAAUAUAUCGACGCAUGAUAUCAACGAUCAUGCAGGGGCAAAUGGUAAGGAACUUCGGCUUCAUGGACCAGAUGCGGUUGUGAUCAUCAAAUACGGUGUAGAUCCCGAGCAAGAGCGGCACCGAAUUCUCAAGCAUGCUCAUAAACGAGCCGUCGAGAGAGCGUGGGAGCUGGAGAAGCAAUUGGUCGCAGCCGGAUUCCAGGGGCGUGGUGAUUGGACGGAGGAAGAAAAAGAAGAGCUCAUAUCUCAUGGUGAUGUUGAUGGAUGGAUUGGAGUCGACAUUCAUAGCAUACACAAGUAUCCGCAGCUGGCGGAUGAUCCCGGAAAUGUAGCCUUCCAGAGGGAUUCCAAACGAAAACGACGGAAGAGCGGAAGCCAUAAAACGCUAAGGGCACACAGGCAUGAGAGUUCGUGAAAUAGUUCGCAAGCAACGCCCACAACACUACUAGCGUAAUGUAAUAAACGAUCGAUCUGUGAAGUUUUCCAAAAAAAAAGCUGAAAUAAGUAAAUUUCAAGGAAUGCUCUCUUUUUAAAGGAAAAUUCUUUCUCCGAGAACUGAUUUGAAGAAAGAGAAGUAAAUAUUAGAAAUAUUGUGAUACAUAGAUUUAUUUUGGAUUAUUUUCGUAGGAUUAAAACAAUGACAAGCAAACGUGGACAAGAUGGAAGUUGUAGAAAUCGUAACAAGUGAAUCUACAGCUGGGCAGAAGGCUUUCUCAUUCAUGUCAAACCAAAAACAAAUCAAUAAACACGAAUUUUAUCAGACAACCGUGCAGCAAUUGCGCUCCCAACUCACACUGAGGACAUAUUUUUGUACAAAUACUUCCAAAAAUAAAAGCAAACAAAUACCAUAUGGUUUCCGCCAUGUUGUGAAUGUCGCCCACUACUAUACAACAUCCUAUAAAAACCAAAAGACCCCCGCCAGGCUUCAUCAGAGCAGUUCAAAACAAAAAUCUUCCCCAAUCACCACCGCCACGCCACCGUUUCAUAUGGAUACCAGCACCUAGCGCAGUUAGUUAAUAGCAGAAAUACAAAGCAAAAACAACAAUAACUGUUUUAGAUAAACAACAGAAAAACGAUAAACAUGAUAACCAAAACUAUAUCGAACGAAAGAAACACAAAAUCAAAACACCCAAUCCAAGCAACCGACGGACAGCAAAUUCACAAAAAUCAUGACGCAAAAGCGGAACAAACAUACAAAACCAGAAAUGCAAGAGCCGUACGUAGUUCGUCUGUAGUAAAAAAAGGGAAAUAAAUAAACAAAAGUAAAACAGUAGAACGCACUAUCAUUUUAUAACAUUUGCGGAGACGGGAUGAGAAAGAGUUAAGAAAAAACAGAGAAAAAAACAGAAAAAAAACUUAUUCAAAAAUGAAAAGUGUAGUUAAUUAGAUGAAAAUUAAAUGUGAAUAAUUGUGAAUGUCAUUUAGCAAGUAAGAUUGCUGAAAUUUUAAAUAACAAUGUAAAAUAAACGGAGAAAAAAUCGAAAGCAUAAAGGCCGAACAGUUAAAAGUAGUAGAAUUUGAAAUUUGAAUAAACUUAAUGAAGGUAAAAAAAAAACUGCAUGCGAAUGGUGGUGAAGCUCUAAAUUCGGUGUUGUGCAAACGGUGCCAUUCAAAACAACAUUGUUACAAACACUAGUCGUCGCGAUGUCAAAUGAACGAAGAGGCGUGGCUCUUGCUCUUAAUUUUUUUUACAAGAAACGAGUAAGAGCUCUGUCCCAUGAGAGUAUUUGACUUUGAUAACAAACGCCCGUAAGUGAGUUGAAACGAAUACAGAAAUCAGAAAUUUAAAAUACAUAAUUACUAACAAAAUCGACUGACUGAGAAAUCUUGAAUAUAAAAGAAAAGUACCACAGGAUCCGCUAAAUGGAAGCGAAGUACGAGGGUGUGCCAUAUGAGAGAAAAUAAUAUAAACUUAAACGAGUAAGGAAGCAAGUCUGCGCGCGAAAGAGACAGGAAGGGGAUACAUAAACAGAAUCUUAGGCUGAUGUCAUGCUGAAGCAACUAGCAACGCAACGCAACGCAACGUUCCAAUAAGAUUGCGUUGCAACGCAUUGGUAUGUCAUGCUGGCGCGACCUGUGACUUUGAAAUUCCCUACAAAUCAUCACUUCUCUACAUCUGAUAAUGCUUUGAAUCGUCUCCUUUCUUUCGGGAGCCAUCAAAAACUCAUCAAAUCACGACCCGGAUUGCAAGAAUGCCAAAAUUUGAACCGACAAAAUUCCUUGUUUUUUUUGCCGGAACUAAGAAUUCAUGAAAAUUUUCUCGCCGAUUAAGAUAUUUUUUAGUUUAUUAUCACAAGUUCGGACAGAUCUUCGUACUAUUGUGCUUAAAACCCGGAAUCACUGCUUCAAAUCGAGAAAAAACAAUAUUCCUAUUGGAUUUCCUACUAGUCGCGCUACUAAACACAUUGGCAUCAGAUUGGUCGCGCUACAUAAAGCGACCAGUAUGACAGGUCUGCGCGAUUUCCAUGGAGAUCAAAUGAGAGCUGGUUAGUCGUGUGAACGUUGCGUUGUAGGUCGCGUUGCUAGUUGUUUCAGCAUGACAUCAGCCUUACCCGUAAAAAGAAAGCAAAAGAAGACGUAGUAGGCCAUGAGAAGAAAGUUGUACAGUAAUCCUAGUGACCUAUCGAAGUAAUAAACAACAACAUGGGAAGUGAGAAUGAUUAAAAAGAAAACAAAGAAAUUGUAGUGAAAUCUUCUCCUUAUGCUAACAAUUUUAGUGAUGAAAACCGUAGUAGUAGGCCAUGGAGUUAACUCGGCCAUCCAAAUCUAUUUAAUGGAAAAGAGAAACCGUUGACAGAGCUAAACGUGUAUUAGUAGUAUAGAAUGUCAAAAAAAUAGAAGAGUGGCUUUUAAGUUUUAGCACGUAUGAGAAAGCUAUUUUACAUUUUUGACUUUCGUUCUCAAAAAGACGAGCUUAAUAUGAUGAGGAAAAAGAAUACUGAUUUAAAUUUUACGAAACAAUAACGAAAUCACACACACAAAUCCGUCUUGCUUCCUAAUUUUAAACUGAAUAAUAAUAUAAACGAAAUCUGCAAAAAAACAUGUGUCGAUAUAAAAAUGAACAUACACUACUCAAUAGGUUGUCACAAAACAAGUAAAAUCUCUCUCAUUUCUUGGCUUCUACAGGGUAUUUGUAAUAAAGAAUCUAAUACAAUGCGAAAACCAUAACAAUAGAACAUCUGGAGAGUCAGAAAAGAGAAUAAAAAAAUAAGGAACAGAAAAAAACUGAAAUCAUCCAUGACAUACUAGAAAUAACAGAAAAGAGAAAAAAAAACAGUUGGCGAUGAUACCAAAAAUAUUCAAAGUACUAACGGAAAUUGCUUUUGCGUUUGCGUUGUUUACUUUUUUAAGUUGUACGUGUAAUGACUCCAUGACAACACAUACUCAUGUUGCAACCAGAAUACACAUGCACUUGCAGUUGCUUUCUCAAAUAGAAUCUUAGUUUGGAAACCAACAACAGAUCUACACGAAUACUCGCUUGGAAAAUUCCCCUACUAACUACACUCACAACCACACAGAUAUAUACACAGAAUACAAAUGACGCUUAUUUGAUUUCUCUACUCAGUUUAGCGUAUAGAGAGCAAUUAUUUUUAGUCUCUUCAUACAGUUGAUUGUUUUUCCAACCGAUUGUCAAAAACCCUCCGGACUGUAGCGAAAUUGAAAAUUAACUUCAAGAAAAAUAAACUUGUUAUACAUGACGAUUUUCGAUCUGAUGAAACAUGGAGAAUGGAAAAAUCAGAACGAAUUCAUCCGUACAAUCUCAACUUCUGUAAAAUGUGUAGAAUUCUAGCAAACAAAUGAAUAGAAAAAAAUGCGAAUCGAAAAAGCAAUAACAGAACUAGUAUGACACUACCUUCGUUAUUGUAGUGCUUUUGUUUAAUUAUUGUUUUGCCAGCAUUUAAGCUGCAAACAGCGCAUAGCCAGAAAAUUUACAACAACAAAAAAUGUGCAAUCAAAGAUAAAAGGAUUUUUUAAACCUUUCUGACGUCACAACAGUACUUCUUGUGUGAACGAGUCACGCUUUCAUUCUGUUUCACCAUUUGUUGAGAACAAAUUAAAAUCGGUCAGAAAACAAAAAUCUGUAGAAAUCUGUACAUAAAUGGUUUUGCAAAAACAAAAACAAUAAUCUGUAUAUUUAUUUACCCCUUAAAUUAGGCUUGUGUAACUCAUUGAAACUUUUUGUUCCUCUAUUGGAUUAUUUCGCAACUGAUUUUGCUCAGUUGGAUCGUUACUGUAAAUAGUAAAAGACACAUACACAAUCAUUACCGACUUUGCACUUGCCGCAUUGAUUGUUGGGUGAGUCAAGCAAAUUAGGUGCCCACUCGAACAUGAAAAUCUCAGCCAGAGUGAAGGAAAACAAAUAGUGAUCUGAAACCAAAACUAAAUUUUCAAUUCCUUUCCCAUCUUCUAAAAUUAAAAAAAAAACAAAUUUCGUUAGAAUCGGUGAAUCAUCUUAAACACCUAGAAAAAAAACAAUACAA
Molecule: messenger RNA, 13555 nt
Organism: Uranotaenia lowii
Lineage: Eukaryota; Metazoa; Arthropoda; Insecta; Diptera; Culicidae
Gene: Ten-m
Product: teneurin-m
Exons: 14
Coding region: 1672-9489 (2605 amino acids)
Biological process (GO): motor neuron axon guidance
Source: RefSeq, a predicted model, not a curated record